Molecule: messenger RNA, 2607 nt
Organism: Salvelinus namaycush (lake trout)
Lineage: Eukaryota; Metazoa; Chordata; Actinopteri; Salmoniformes; Salmonidae
Product: divergent protein kinase domain 2A
Exons: 4
Coding region: 680-1981 (433 amino acids)
Source: RefSeq, a predicted model, not a curated record
UGGAGAGGAGUGAGAGAGAGAGAGACAGACAGGGGAAUAGAAUAUUGUUCUUCUACGGAGCUACACGCCGAAACCAGAUAAAAAUGGAUACUAAAGCACGAAAUUUCGCUAACUGCAGAUAUUACAUUUGGUGAAAAAGGACCGCGGCGGCAAAAUCGGAAAGAUCCUGUUAGACGAAUGGUUAAGAGCCGAUAUCACAACUGUUACUUUCACUAGCUAGCAGGCUAGCUGGCUAGCUCCAAUGGAUGCACGCUUGGAAUGGGUAGCUCGUUGAAAGUAUUCUCUAGUAAGGAUUUAUAUUGUCAAUGGCAUACACAUCAUCUUCUUGUAGUCGUUAUCGUCGGUAAUACAAAGUAACGAUCUCCGUAGAGUGAUUAUCUAAACUGAACGCUAAGCGAUCUACCGCUCACACACCGAGUCAAGAACAAGAAGAAAGUCAUACAGGCUCACCGGUCGAGUCUCAAGGUUCAACAGACACAGACGGGGAGAACAUGACUCACCGGCCUGUGCCAGAGCUUGGCAUGGGGCUACUGUGCCAGCCUCACCCCUACCAGGCCCUCUGAUGCCCCAGUGAAACAUGACAGAGAGGCUGUGAGGCUUGGAUCGUCCCCCCCGUCCCCUGUCCCGACAAUACUCUCAACAGUUCCCCUAACCCCUAAACUCUCCAUCCUGCCCCACCAUGCUGCGUUUCCUGCCUCUGAAGCUGGGUCGUCUCUACCGUUGUCUGAAGCUUCUACUGGUGGUCGGUCUGUUUGUUAUCCUCCUGAUGAACACCCACAACCUGUUCGCCUCCUUCCAGAAGAACGAGCUGACGGACCGCCGCUUCAUCAACCUCAACAAGUGUCCCGCCUGCUUCGGCACCAGUUGGUGCAGGAAGUUCAUGAACGGCCAGGUGUCCUUCGAGACCUGGGGACGCCUACGCUUCCUGGAUGUCUUCAACGUCAAGAACGUGUAUUUCGCCCAGUACGGAGAGCCACGCGAGGGGACGAGGCGCGUGGUGCUCAAACGCCUGGGAUCCAACCAGGAGCUGGCGGACAUUGACCAGAAGAUCUGUAAGAGAGCUACUGGCCGUCCGCGCUGCGACCUCAUCCAGGCCAUAUACAAGACGGAGUUCGCCAGGCUGAACGGUGACGUGAGGCUUCUGACCCCUGAGGUGGUAGAGGGCUGGUCUGACCUGGUUCACUGCCCCUCCCAGAGGCUGCUGGACAGGGUGGUGCGACGCUAUGCCGAGACCAAAGACUCUGGCAGCUUCCUGCUGAAGAACCUGAAGGACACAGAGAGGAUGCAGCUACUGAUGACCCUGGCCUUCAACCCUGAGCCCCUCGUACUACAGAGUUUCCCGUCAGACGAGGGCUGGCCGUUCGCCAAGUACCUGGGAGCGUGUGGUCGCGUGGUGGCGGUGAACUACGUCGGCGAGGAGCUGUGGUCUUUCUACAACGCUCCGUGGGACAAGAGGGUUGACCUGGCCCGACAGCUGAUGGACAUCGCUGAGCAGCUCACCAACAACGACUUUGAGUUCGCCCUCUACCUGCUGGACGUGAGCUUUGAUAACUUUGCCGUGGGGCCGCGGGACGGAAAGGUCAUCGUGGUGGACGGUGAGAACGUCCUGGUGGCCGACAAGAGGCUGAUCAAACAAAAUAAACCAGAGAACUAUGACCUGUGGUACGAGAGUCGCUUCGAGGACUGUGACAAAGAGGCCUGCCUGUCCUUCUCCAAGGAGUCUCUGUGUAACCGCGUCACAGUGGACCACAACUACUACGCCGUGUGUCAGAACCUGCUGUCGCGUUACGCCACGUGGCGAGGGACCACGGGCGGCCUGCUCCACGACCCCCCCGCCCACAUAGCCAAAGACGGCCAGCUAGAAGCUCUGUUGGACGAGUGUACCAACCCUAAAAAACGCUACGGACGCUUCACGGCCGCCAAGGAGCUGAGAGACUACCUCACUCAGCUAGUCUCCUCCUCCUCCGCCACGGCGAGGUAAUGAACAGAGCUGGCGGUUAGCGGUGGCCUGCAUCUCGGCCGGAUGGUUGUUCGGGGGUUAGGUUUGGGUUUGACCCCCCCCCCCCCCCCCCCCCUGACCUUGUCCCCGGGAACUUGACCAUGACCUUUGAACCUUGACACUCCUUCUCGUCUCACUUCAAGUCCAGGAGAUCUCCACCCCCGGGCUGGUCACACAGCAGCAGCUCUGAUCGGUCCUCUCCCGGUGUAAACCAACCAGCAGCACAGCUUCAGAGGAGAUGUUUAAACUGAACUGUGGUAGCUGGUCAGAAUGAGGUGGUCGGAGCUGAAGGACCAGGAGAAAGAGGAUCAGCUGCUAAGGGGGAGCUUUAACCCGCGGUUAGGCUGACGUAGACUGUACAUGACUUCUCUCCUCCGCCCAGACCCUCUCUGUUUAUCCUUCGGAACUCUUGUGUUUGCUAACAUUUUAUCUUAACCUAUAUUUUCUUUCUGAAAGCGUCUAUUGUGCUUAUGGUUUUGGGGUUGAAUGAACCAGAACAGGAGCAUGUUGACGCUGUGGUGUGUAUGUUCUGUUAGGAGGACGGUCUCUAGCUCAACUCUGCUAUCGUCCCACAUAGACACCUGAGCACCGCAGGUUAAACGGAGGAA